AUGGAAGACGACCAUGGAGUCUUAGAUCUAGUCAAAGAACUAGUCCACCGAUUACUCUCCACUCACCCAGAUUCCCAAUCCUCCUCAACCCCAACCCCAACCUCAAUCAAAGCUCUCAAGUACGCUAUUCGCAUUCUCUCCAGCCGAAUGACGCCCUCGAUCACGGCCGACGAGUCCUCCAUGGCCGAGUCCAUCAAGCGCCACCUCGCCACUCAAGGUAAACCCUCCGAUGCCCUAACUUUCGCCGAUCUUCAUUCCAAAUUCGCUUCCAAAACCGGCCCAGGAUGCAUUAAAAGCAAGUGGGCUGUGCUUUAUUUGCUCAAAGUCAUCUCCGAGGAUCGAACACAUCACUAUGGACUUCAUAUGUCCGGUGGACUUCCGGCAUUGGUUGUUAAUGAUAAUUCUAGGGUUUUGCAUAACCAGGGAAAGGUAGAAAAGGGUUGGAAUGGUGGGGUCUUGAUGGUUUCUAAAGACCCGGAAAAUAUUCGUGAUAUGGCAUAUAGGGAGUUUGCCAAUUUGUUGAGGGAAGAGAAUGAGGUGUCUGAAGAGGUUUUGGUUAGGGAUGUGUUAUAUGCUUGUCAAGGUAUUGAUGGUAAAUUUGUGAAAUUUGAUAAAAUUUUUGAUGGGUAUGUGUUACCGGAAACUGUUCAAGUACCAAGAGCUACUAGGAUUAUGGUUCGGAAGCUUUGUGAGCUUGGGUGGUUGUUUAGGAAGGUUAAAGGGUAUAUUUCAGAUAGUAUGGAUCGCUUUGGAGCUGAAGAUGUUGGGACUGUAGGGCAAGCCUUUUGUGCUGCACUUCAAGACGAGCUUUCUGAGUACUAUAAGUUGUUAGCUGUGCUUGAAUCACAGUCAAUGAAUCCCAUCCCUUUGGUUUCAGAAACUGCAAGCUCAGGGAACUAUCUUUCUCUGAGGAGACUGUCGGUUUGGUUUGCUGAACCAAUGGUGAAAAUGAGGCUCAUGGCUCUUCUUGUUGAUAGUUGUAAGGUGUUAAGGGGUGGGGCAAUGGCUGGGGUAAUUCAUAUGCAUGCCCAACACGGUGAUCCACUUGUGCAUGACUUCAUGAGGCGAUUGCUUCGUCGGGUUUGCUCUCCUCUUUUUGAGAUGGUGAGAAGUUGGGUUCUAGAAGGGGAGCUUGAAGAUGUUUUUGCUGAAUUUUUUGUGUUGGGUCAACCAGUGAAAGCCGAGUCUCUUUGGAGGGAAGGUUACAGUCUUCAUGCUGGAAUGCUUCCUUCUUUCAUAUCACAGUCUCUUGCUCAGCGCAUUUUGAGGACUGGGAAGUCCAUAAAUUUCCUUAGAGUUUGCUGUGAGGAUCGUGGUUGGGCUGAUGCUGCAACAGAAGCUGCUGCAGCCGCUGGUACCACAACUACAAGAGGGGGUCUUGGAUAUGGUGAAACUGAUGCACUCGAAUCUCUGGUCACUGAAGCAGCAAAGAGAAUAGACAAGCAUUUGAUGGAUGUUAUGUACAAGAGAUAUAAAUUCAAAGAACAUUGUCUUGCAAUUAAGCGAUAUUUACUACUUGGGCAAGGUGAUUUUGUUCAGUAUUUAAUGGAUAAUGUUGGGCCAGAAUUAUCAGAGCCUGCUAAUACUAUCAGCUCAUUCCAGCUUGCUGGGUUGUUGGAAAGUGCAAUUCGGUCAUCUAAUGCACAAUAUGAUGAUCCUGACAUAUUGGAUAGGUUAAGGGUCAAGAUGAUGCCACAUAAUACUGGAGAUAGGGGUUGGGAUGUUUUCUCUUUGGAAUAUGAUGCAAGAGUUCCACUAAAUACCGUGUUUACAGAGUCUGUUAUGUCAAGAUAUUUAAGAAUAUUCAAUUUUUUGUGGAAACUUAGGCGGGUGGAACAUGCACUUAUUGGGGCUUGGAAGACAAUGAAACCAAAUUCAAUUACUUCACAUUUUUUCAGUAAGCUGCAACAUGCAGUUAAGAUGCAGUUACUUUUGACAUCAAGGCGAUGCCAAGUUCUUUGGGAUGACAUGAACCAUUUUGUUACAAAUUUGCAGUAUUACAUCAUGUUUGAAGUCUUGGAGGUGUCAUGGUCUAAUUUUUCGAAUGAAAUGGAAGUUGCUAAAGAUCUUGAUGAUCUACUUGCGGCCCAUGAGAAGUAUCUACACUCAAUUGUUGAGAAGUCUCUUCUUGGAGAGCGAUCUCAAACCCUUUAUAAGUCCCUCUUUCUUUUGUUUGACCUUAUCUUGCGAUUUCGAAGCCAUGCAGAUCGGUUAUAUGAAGGAAUUCAUGAGUUGCAAGCAAAAACUGUGGAACCCUCUCGAGACAAGAGCAGAACACGGUUGCAUUCAAAUGACAAAACAUCGAAGCCUGGCUCAUGGAUUAGUGAAGGCCGUAAGGCCCUAAUGCAUCGUGCUAUUGAAUUUCUUCAAAAUAUGGAACAAGACCUAGAUGCAAUUAGCAAGGAGUAUUCAUCAUUGCUCGAGGGGUUCAUUUCUCAGUUGCCUAUGCAGCAACAUAUUGAUUUGAAGUUUCUGCUUUUCCGGCUUGACUUCACUGAAUUUUAUAGCCGGAUGCACCCUAACACGUAAAGAAAGCUGUCAGUACAGUGUUUUAGUUCAGGGAAAUGUUUUAACAGUCCAAACUGUUACAGAUUGUCAUUUGUUUCACCAAUUGCUAAUGGGUAGAUGGCCAAAAUCAUGCAGUGGCCAGCUGACUUCAGGACCUAGCACUUGCAGUUACUAUGCUGUUUUUAGAUGGUGUUUGUUCUGGAUGGUGUGUGGAAGAUUUCAAGGAGUUGGAGUUAUACUGCUGUGACUAGAUCAGUGUGUCUAGAUCAGUGUGUCAAUAAGCUGUGCACGUGCAUUGUAUUGUUUUUGAUGGUCCAAUGACAUAUGAUGUGUUCUUCCGGCUUUUGCAAGCUGUUCAUGUUGAGUUUGUGUAUUUCUGUACCAUAGUUCUGUAUUGGUUUAAUGGUAAGCUAUGUGUGCUGAUUGUUUUUUUUUUUUUUUUUUUUUUUUU
Molecule: messenger RNA, 2959 nt
Organism: Camellia sinensis
Lineage: Eukaryota; Viridiplantae; Streptophyta; Magnoliopsida; Ericales; Theaceae
Source: RefSeq, a predicted model, not a curated record